AUGCUAGCCGCCAACAUUCAAAUCCUAGCCAUGCUGGCUACCUUCGCCCUCUACGCCAUCCACUGCUCCCUCACCAUCAUGAACGCAAAAUUCCACUUCAGCAUCGUCUCGGCUGCCCUCACGGGCGAGCCUUUAACCCUAAGACUUUCGACAAAUCAGAUGAACUCGCGCCACAAAGCGUUCUUUAUGAUGGUACACAUGCAUCAGCUUUUCAUGUCUGUGGUCGGUGUUCUUGGGAUACUUAUGACAAUGUUUGUCGUGGGAAAGCUGUUGGACAAGGAUUAUCGGGCGCGUACGCUGCGGGCUCUGGUGAAGCUGCGCGUUGUUGGUAGUGGUACUGGGAUCGCUAUUGACGGGUACUUUGAGAAGGUUGGGAAUGCCAACUCGGCGCUUUUCAAGGAUAUCGAGGAAGGGGGAGGGUUGCGGCGGAUGGUCAUCGUGAAUGAGCGGCAGACGGCCAGCAAAGCAGAAAUUCCUAUGAAACUGUGGAUCGGGUUUUACCAUAUGGUCGUUGGGCUCAUAGGUGGUUAUAAGUAG
Molecule: messenger RNA, 537 nt
Organism: Bacidia gigantensis
Lineage: Eukaryota; Fungi; Ascomycota; Lecanoromycetes; Lecanorales; Ramalinaceae
Exons: 1
Coding region: 1-537 (178 amino acids)
Source: RefSeq, a predicted model, not a curated record